This is a messenger RNA of Pistacia vera, 2466 nucleotides long. RefSeq names its product transmembrane 9 superfamily member 10-like. Gene Ontology annotation, biological process: protein localization to membrane. The coding region runs from base 165 to 2090 and encodes 641 amino acids. The transcript is spliced from 7 exons. The record is from RefSeq and is a predicted model, not a curated record. Gene Ontology annotation, cellular component: membrane. NCBI's taxonomy places the organism in Eukaryota, Viridiplantae, Streptophyta, Magnoliopsida, Sapindales, Anacardiaceae.
UUUGGUUUGGUACAUACGAGGCAAAUCACUUACUCUUUUGGUAUUAAAGAAAACAAAAUCUCGCAACAAAAUCACAAAGCACAACACAAACGCAUCCACCACCUUGAGACGCAGCAAGAGAGAUUAGCGACGUGGGUAUUGGGAUCUAGAUCCGUUUCCAAGGCAUGGCGGGUCCAAGACGAGAAGUCGUAUGGAUCUUUCUGUCCGCUGUACUUCUUCUUCUCUUUGUUCGUUCUUCUCACUGCUUCUAUCUCCCCGGCGUCGCUCCUCGUGAUUUCCAGAAGGGGGAUGAGUUAAAGGUGAAAGUGAACAAACUCACAUCCACAAAAACACAGCUUCCUUAUUCCUACUAUUCCCUACCUUACUGUCGUCCUGAGCAUAUUGUUGACAGUGCUGAGAAUCUUGGGGAAGUUCUUCGUGGUGAUCGCAUUGAAAAAUCUCCUUAUGUGUUUAAAAUGAGAGAACCGCAAAUGUGCAAUGUUGUAUGUCGUGUAACACUUAAUAAGAAAACUGCAAAGGAGUUCAAAGAAAAGAUAAAUGAUGAGUACCGGGUGAACAUGAUCUUGGAUAACCUUCCUCUGGUGGUUCCUAUACGAAGACCUGAUCAGGAAAAUACCAUUGUGUAUCAACAAGGAUUCCAUGUUGGUCUCCGAGGACAAUAUGCCGGGAGUAAGGAAGAAAAGCAUUUUAUCCACAAUCACUUGACAUUCACUGUCAAAUAUCACAAAGAUGCUCAGGCAGACACUUCCAGAAUUGUAGGAUUUGAGGUAAAACCAUUCAGUGUUAAACAUGAGUAUGAAGGUGAGUGGAAUGAGAAGACUCGGUUAACAACCUGUGAUCCCCAUGCAAAAAGAGCUGUUACCAACUCUGAAUCUCCGCAAGAAGUUGAUGAUGAGAAGGAAAUUAUAUUUACAUAUGAUGUCGAGUUCCAGGAAAGUGAUGUGAAGUGGGCAUCUCGGUGGGAUACAUAUCUUCUGAUGGCUGAUGAUCAGAUUCACUGGUUCUCAAUUGUUAAUUCUUUGAUGAUUGUUAUUUUCCUCUCGGGAAUGGUUGCUAUGAUAAUGUUACGCACACUCUACCGGGAUAUCUCCAAGUACAACCAGUUGGAAACUCAGGAAGAAGCCCAGGAAGAGACAGGCUGGAAAUUGGUUCAUGGAGAUGUUUUCAGGCCUCCAUCAAACCCAGACUUACUUUGUGUAUAUGUUGGGACAGGCGUUCAGUUCUUUGGAAUGUUUCUUGUCACUAUGAUCUUUGCUGUCCUUGGGUUCCUUUCUCCUUCAAACAGAGGUGGGUUGAUGACAGUCAUGCUCCUGCUUUGGAUCUUUAUGGGUUUAUUUGCUGGAUAUGCUUCUGCUCGUCUUUAUAAGAUGUUCAAGGGAACAGAAUGGAAGAAAAUCACUUUGAAAACAGCUUUCAUGUUCCCUGCAACUUGCUUUGCCAUUUUCUUUGUCCUGAAUGCUUUAAUAUGGGGCGAGCAAUCCUCUGGUGCAGUGCCAUUUGGAACCAUGUUUGCUCUUGUAUUUUUAUGGUUCGGCAUCUCAGUCCCACUUGUCUUUGUGGGUAGUUAUGUUGGCUUUAGGAAGCCAGCAUUGGAGGAUCCUGUGAAAACUAACAAGAUCCCAAGGCAGAUCCCAGAGCAGCCCUGGUACAUGAACCCGAUCUUCUCUAUCCUCAUCGGAGGCAUUCUUCCGUUUGGAGCCAUCUUCAUUGAGCUCUUUUUCAUUCUCACCUCAAUAUGGCUGCAUCAGUUCUACUACAUAUUCGGUUUCCUCUUCAUCGUCUUUGUCAUUCUCAUUGUCACCUGUGCCGAGAUCACCAUUGUUCUCUGCUACUUCCAGCUCUGCAGUGAGGAUUACCUCUGGUGGUGGAGAUCAUACCUCACUUCUGGUUCCUCAGCAUUCUAUCUCUUCCUCUAUGCAGCUUUCUACUUCUUCACAAAGCUCGAGAUCACCAAGCCAGUUUCCGGGAUGUUGUACUUCGGUUAUAUGCUGAUCGUCUCCUACGCCUUCUUCGUGCUUACCGGUACAAUUGGUUUCUAUGCGUGCUUUUGGUUCACAAGGCUGAUCUACUCAUCAGUUAAGAUUGAUUGAUUGAUUCACCAGUUGCUGCGACUGAACAAGUAGUAGCUGGCAUAUUUUCACAAAAUGAAGCGCAAAUUAUUUCCCAGUGAAAAUCUGGGGUAACCUCAAAAUUAGUGAAUUUGGAUUCAGUUUUGAACCAUAAAACCCGAUAGAGAUUGUUAUUCUUAGUCUUCUUCUUCUUCUUGAUACAGGGUUCAUUGGCAGUUCUAGUUCUUUUUUUUUUUUUUUUUACCUUAAUUUUUUUUUUCUUCACUGUUUUGUAUGAGACUUGUUAGAGGAUUCUUAAUCGGUUUUUGUGUCAUUAAUGUUUAUUCUAUAAAGGAGAAAAAGGAAUUCUUGUAUUGAAAUUACUUUCCCUGUAUCUUUAACAAAUGUGUUCUGUAGC